This is a messenger RNA of Tigriopus californicus, 2160 nucleotides long. It is a transcript of the gene asun, whose product is annotated as integrator complex subunit 13-like. Gene Ontology annotation, cellular component: integrator complex. The record is from RefSeq and is a predicted model, not a curated record. The coding region runs from base 4 to 2082 and encodes 692 amino acids. NCBI's taxonomy places the organism in Eukaryota, Metazoa, Arthropoda, Copepoda, Harpacticoida, Harpacticidae. The transcript is spliced from 3 exons. Gene Ontology annotation, biological process: regulation of mitotic cell cycle; centrosome localization.
AAAAUGGCAUUUCCCAUGAAUCACAAGACCAUCUUCGUGAUGGAUCACCAUCCGAAUUUCUCCAUGGCUUGUGAUCAAAUCGAGUUCGACUUUCACAAGGCCCGCACCCCUAAUGCGGGCUACAUCCCCGCUCCGCCCGUGACCAAAACCAUGUGGACGUGCGCCACCGAGGCUGUUAUGGAGUAUUGCCGGAUUGUUUGGGACAUCUUUCCGACCAACAAGCUCAUCCAGUUCAUCGUGGGUAACCAAGAGGGUAAAGUGAUCAAUUCGUGGGACAGCGGUGAUCAAAACUCGCGAGCCAUUGCCAACGGGUUCGCCUCGUGCGGACGACCCGAAUCCGAAUCGAAGAAGAAAGCCGCAUCCAAUAAGAGCUACAGUCUGUUAAGGGCUCUAUUCAAGGCCAUCGAGUCCUUGACCGAGCUUACAGACACGCAAAAACGAGUUCAGAUCAAACAUGUGGAGGAUGGAGGUCCCAAGCUCGUUAAUCGAGGUCGAAUCGUGUGUAUCACGCACAUGCACGACGACAAGAAGCUCAAUCAAUUGGUGGCGUCCUUCAAGGAGGAGUUGUCGGCCCUCAAUCAAAAGGCGGCCGGCUCAGAUACUUUGGUGCCCAUCAACGAGGUCACCUUGGAGGUGGUCCAUUGCUAUCCCAAUCACAUGGAUUGCCUUGUCACCCAGUGUUCAGUGCCCAUUGAGGAGUCGCCCAUUUUCAGCUAUCAAGUGCAUACGGUGGAAGCCGGUCCGCCAUUGGUGAAGAAGCUCCUCCAUCUGGCACAUUGUCACUACCAAUUGGCUUCUACUACUGUGACCGGCAUUCCGAUGAAGGAAGAACAGAACGCCUCCUCUUCGGCCAAUUACGACGUGGAGCUGUUCCAUAAGGCCGAGGUCCAUGAGAAGCUCCUUCACCAUGGAUCCGAAUUGGUUCAAGCCAUGAAAGAAGGCAGCGAUUACAAGACGGUCACCUUGAAGUGGUGCACCCCGCGGGGUUCGACCGCAGAUUUGCAUUUCUGCACGCAAACCGUGCGAAUUACGCCCACCGAUGUCAACAGUCGGCCAUCUUCGUGCCUAACCAAUUUUCUACUCAAAGGUCGGAGUGUGAUGCUAGAGAUGCCCAAGAAGAGUGGGUCCAAGACGCUUUCGCACAUGCUCACCUCGCAUGGCGGAGAGAUUUUCAUUCACACCCUCUCAAUCAGUCGCUCGAUCUUGGAAGAUCCCCCUUCGAUCUCAGAAGGUCCGGGUGGACGUGUCACGGAUUAUCGAAUACCCGACUUGUGCGAGAUCAUGAAGGCUAAUCGGGUGGCGCCUUGGCCAGGCAACAAUUUGCAAGCCGUCGAGAAGUCCCGCGCCCGCCUCUCCCGGUUCGUCCAAGUGUGUCCGCUGACCAUCAGUUCAACCACCAUCUUCAACAUGGCCGUUCUUGAGCCCAUGCAAAGGAUUAUCGUCCAAGAGGAGCUCACCGACGAGGACGAGGCCGAGUGUCGCAAGGCCAUUUACACCCUGAUAUCCAUGGAGAACAAGGCCGAUCCUCUGCCCGUGCCCACGGUCACCUCAGUGCACGGCAAGGUCAAAACCUUGAAGAAAGACGAGCAGUACAAAAUGAUGUUCACCGAGCUGGAAAAGUUCCUUCUCAGCCAUGCUCGAACUGAGCGCCACAACAACGUCUUGAAUUGUCUGCUCGAAUGUCGGAACAAGCCAAUCAUGGAUCACGCCCAAGGGACCACCGGCAAUAAAGACGACCAGGUCGAGGUGGAAGUGGCGUUAGCCGAAAUUGAGCGCUAUCAAGCGAUGACGGAGCGAGAGCGGUCGGAUUUCAACAUGUCCAGUGAUGGCGUGUUGAGGGCCACCACGGAGAGUCCCAUGUCGCCCAAUUCGGCCUCGACGCCCGCGGGUCCACCCCCGAGUAAGAAGAUCAAAUCCAUGUUCCGAGGGGGCAAGUCUCUGUUGGAUAUUUGGACCAAUAAGGUGGAGAAGGAGCAUUCAAAAUAUCAUGUCCCGUUUGCUGGCACUUUGGCUUUUGGCGAGAAGGCCUCGCUCUACGUGAAAGUGGAUAAAGACGGCGCAGAAUCGGGCAACAAAAUGUGAUUGGAUUUCGUUUGUGGCUUAAGCCAUAAUUGAAAAGCACAUUUCGAAAUAAAGUGUUGAACUUUUUCUUUUCUAUGA